CAGGGGGAGGAGAGGAGGUGCAGGAAGGCGGUAGGAGGGAGAGCCCAUGCGAUUACUGGGAGGUCAGCGUUUUAUUGCAGGCGUCGGGGUCUACUGAUGGAAAGAAAAGAGGGAAUGAACGGGAGAGAUGCUGGCAAUUUCUUUAUAGAUGUGCAAAAUGGCGCAAGCAGAUACUACUCCCACUAGUCCCGAGCUCAGAAUAUGAAGACCUAACCAGAUGAUUUCAUCUAUUCUGUCUUAUUUUAUUUUAUUUAUUUUUGCGAGUUUCGGUUUUUGACGGAUCGUAUUGUUUUUUAAAGACAGUAAAUGGCUCCCAAGCUCAGCUUCCCAUGCUUUCUUGGAGUACUCAUAAGAGCUCUAGUGGGUGUAACUUCUGGACCAGAGCUCUCCUUCACUCUGGAGCCAAGUGACAUAAUCGCCGUGCAAGAGCAGCCCCUCAUGCUGCCAUGCCAGGUGGACGGCAUCCCGCCAAUCACCACUCUGUGGAGGCGGAACGGCCGCUGGCUCACCGAGGACCAGAACUAUGCCAUGUUCGCCAACGGCUCUCUGCUGAUUGGCCACUUUCAGAAGACUAGGUCUGAUGGCUCGUCGGAUGAGGGAGAUUACGAAUGCGUGGCCCAGAACUCCUAUGGGCUGGUUGUGAGCCGCAAGGCACGAGUACAGGCUGCCACAAUGGCUGAGUUCCAUGUGCAGCCCCAGUCGGUGCAUGCAGAGGAGGCGGGGGUGGCCCGAUUCCAGUGCCAGAUCCACGGGCUUCCGGAACCUGUUAUCAGCUGGGAGAAGGACAACCAGCCUGUGGACACUGACAAUGAGAGGUAUACUCUGCUGCCUACAGGAGUCUUGCAGAUCACUGGGCUGCGCCCUGAGGACAGUGGCCUCUUCUGCUGCGUGGCCCACAACAGUGCCGGCGUCAAACGUAGCACGAUGGCCAGCCUCACCGUCUCCGGCUCCCAAUCUUCCGUUUACAAAGAGCCCACGAUCCUGGUGGGCCCUGAAAAUCUUACCCUCACCGUUCACCAGACGGCCAUUUUGGAAUGCGUUGCCACUGGAUACCCACGGCCAAUAGUCUCCUGGAGCAGACUGGAUGGGCGUCCAAUUGGAGUGGAGGGCAUCCAGGUGCUGGGAACAGGGAACCUGAUGAUCUCUGACGUCAGGGUGCAGCACUCCGGCGUCUACGUCUGCGCAGCUAACAAGCCAGGGACGCGCGUGCGCAGAACUGCGCAGGGGCGGCUCGUGGUGCAAGCCCCAGCUGAGUUCAUCCAGCCCCCGCAGUCCAUCGCACGCCCGGUGGGCACCACGGCCAUCUUCUCCUGCCUGGCUCAGGGCGAACCUCUGCCGCAGCUCACCUGGCUGAAGAACGGCCAGGUGCUGGAGCCAGGAGGACAUGUUAAACUCAGGAACAACAACAGCACACUCAUCAUCUACGGGAUCAGCCAGGAAGACGAGGCCAUCUACCAGUGCAUCGCGGAGAACAAUGCUGGCUCCACCCAAGCCAGUGCGCGGCUGACCGUGCUGUGGGCGGGCGGCCUGCCCGGGGCGCCUCGCUCUCUCCGUGCCGAUGCCGUCUCCCCCACCGCCAUCCAGGUGUCGUGGCAGAGCCCCCAGCAGAACACUCAGGACAUCAUCGGAUACGUGCUGCACAUCCGCAAGACGGCAGACCCAGUGGAGAUGGAGUAUCAGGAAGCCGUGGGCAAGAGUACUCUGCAGCAAGUGGUGAGCGACUUGGAGCCCUCCACCAGCUACACCUUCUACGUGAAGGCCUACACCUCACGCGGGGCCAGCAAGCCGUCAGAGCCGGCUGUGGAGAGCACGCUGGGGGAGGCACCAGCAGCUCCGUCUCUCCUCACCAGGCUGCUGAAUGCCACUACAGUGCAGGCUUCCUGGGAGCCCACCGGCAAGCUAGGCCAGCAUGAAGGCUACAAGCUCUUUUACCGCAAGGUGCACUCUGCCACCUUCUCCGGACCACUCACCUUCGCCCGCAACGUCACCGAGUACAACAUCACACAGCUGGACCCAGCACUGGUUUACGAGGUGAAGGUGCUGGCGUUCAACCAGCAUGGCGACAGCAACGCUACCGUGCGCUUCGUCUCCCUGAAGGAGGCUGCUGAGAGAUCAGUGCUGGGAACCCCAUGUAACUGUCUGAAGGACGACCAAAGCAAAAGCUCCUCCACUGCAGUCAUCAUCGGGAUUCACUUCGGGGUCACCUGCAUCAUCUUCUGCGUGCUGUUCCUCAUGUUUGGCUACAGGGGCAGGCUAAUGACGUGCAAGUCUCUGCGGGACCGACUGUCCGCCGCACAGGCCGGACACCACGUGCCUGGACAUCCAUCUCCCGCCUCCUCCCAGUCCCAGAGUACCCUAACUAUCAAUGGGAUCACGCACGCCAGAGGGGAGAGAAAUGGAGAUGCCAUGGGGAACAGACAAGGAGACAGCAGUGACUUAGAGAGGAUCUUCCCGAUGCCUUGUCAUGAAGGCGACCUGAGCUGGACACAUUUGACUGAGGGUUCGGUCACAUCCUGUCCACUGGAUGAGACUCAGAUGUCCAGAGUGUCCUUGGAGGUCUUCAGGCUGGUUUCAGAGGGACAGACAGAGGGCAGGGCGUCCAACCAGAUGUAGGGAGGAGAAGAGUUGCCAAGUGAUCGAUGCUCUCACAGUCUGUGAGCUGUACUGCUUUGAUUCUUAUUCUCAGGUCAUCCUGUUUUCUCUUUCACUUCUUUUCUGUGCAAAGAUUAACUAAAUUAAACCACUUCUAGAAAAGUCACUGCAAGAAGGACCCGUAGCCUGGGUUUCCUUGAGUGACUACUAUCGGGUACUCUUUCAUUCCUCUCAAUCUUUCUUCAGUCCAUUUUAAUCAGCUGCCAGCAGCAAGUACAAUAAGGGUCCAGAGUAUUUUUGUAGUAUUUUUAGCUCACACUUUUAUUACAGACUUUCAUGAAACAGUAUAUUGCAGUGUUCUUUUGCAGUUUGUCUUAACUCUUCAGUUCAAACAGACUCCUGGCCUGCGUCAGCCUGCUGGUGAUUCCAUAAAGCCAGCCAUGAGCGACGUGCCGAGCUUUUUCCAGGGAUUCUUAUAUCUCAGGUUUUUUCAGUCAUAUCAAAGGUUUUGUUUAAUUCUUCGGCCUACAUUGAGGUUGACGACGAACCCCAGGAUGUGCAAAAUAAACCUACCUCAGUCAGAAUGUAUUUUGGGUGGGAAACAUUGUGGACUUGUCUUCCCUUUUAAACCGUUCAUUUAGAGGUAGAGCAGUCUGUCAGAAAAAGAGGCUUUGUACUGUCUUGGCCGUUAGAAGUAUUCACACAAGUAAGAAUAAAAUAGAAAUCCAACGAAAAGCACUUCAAAACCAUGAAGUCAAUGUUCUACCUCAAGAUAAUGAUGUUGUUGUUGUCAUUAUUGUUAUUCUUUUCAUAAUGAAACAUUUACUUCUGUUGUGAGAUUCUGGCCUUCCUCCACUGUUAGUGCAGGAUUUGGUAGUACCUCAUGCAAAUGUACCAUAUGGCAUUGUUUAUAAAUUGUUUAUAAAUUGUGAAGUAUUUUUAUAGUGUUGCAUUCUUAGAUGUGUUCCUGUUUUUGCAUAGAUAUUUUACCUCAAUAGAAUAUCGUUUUAUUUUUAGUUGUGGUAGUUGAGUAAAAAGACUGUUAGAGAUGCACUGUACUGCCACUAAUAUCUUCAGGAUAUUUUUUACAGAUAUUGUUGUGCCAGAAGUUUGAGGGGGAGGAGGGAAACAUUUAAAAUUUAUCAUGUCAAAACCAUGCGGAAAUCGUGUAUGUUACAAUUGCUGUAAUAUGUAUGAUGUCUUUAGAGCUAUAAGCACAGAUUCAUCACCACAUCAGAUUGAGGAUUGACAAAGCUGAAUGUUGUUCAUUUAAAAAAAAAAACUGCUCCUCAAUUCUGAAGCCUCACCGCAAGCUGCACAGAAUAAAAAAAUAUAGAUGUCAUUGCAAGAUGAAAAUCACGGCUGGUACUGCGGACUCACUGAAAGGACUAGGGGAGUUAUCCAAUCAGCACGGCCCAAUUUCAUGCGCCUCCAACAUUUACUGUUUCUUACCUCUGACAAAUUCAAGUGAUCUUGGUGUAAGAGCUCCGGAGUACACGCAAAGCUACGAGUACAGCAGAACAGACAGCUGGCUUUAAGCACACAAAAGAGUGUGAAUCCAUCAAGUGGUCAAAGGAUCAGAUAAACCGGAUCCAGCAGUCUAUGGCAAGAGCGAAUGGAAAUUUCUGUUUUUCUGCUAUGAUUUACUGAAGUGAAAUUAACACUCUGUUCUGGCCUCCCUGACCUGUGUCCAUUCAUGAUGGAAUUGAAGUUGCACCUGUAACAUCAAUAGACUGAAAGAGUACACAUACUCCAGUCCCAGUUUGCCAGGAAGACUGGGCUUGUGUCCAGGAGACCUUGGUGCUGUUCGGCCAUACGGUUUUGCUGUUCCCGCUGUUCAAUAGCCUGACGAACGUGUCCCUGAAGCUUGCGCUUGGUCACCUACCUCAGCUCUUCAAACCCUUACAUUCAGGUGAUACUUCCUCAGUCUCACAGGAGGAGAUGCAGAAAGAUGUUUGUCAAGACACACAGGAAACCUUCGCUUCCCAGCUACUUCAUGAAUGAAAGUACAGUAAUAGCAAACAAAUGAUGUUUUCCCUGUGCAUAUUAUUCCAAUUAAAAUCUAUUACUGUUAUCACAUUACACUGGUUUUAACAUUAAACCAUUUGUUUGUUUUGUCACACAGAUGUGUUGACUAGAGACCUUCGUUUUAUUCGACUAUUGCAUUGUACACGGUUUAAAAGUUCUUAAUGUGAGAGACACUUCUUUAUUCUCCUCUCACUCAGUUUUGAUUAUUUUUUAAGUACAGUAACUGAAUUUUAUACAUAAGCGUCAACAAUCGGUGUUUGUAAAUAGCAAUUAAAUGGUAUGUCAUUUUUUUUUUUUUUACAGUUCUUCUUGUUCUGAAAGCAAUUUUUACAAAUAAAUAUAGAAAACAAAGAUGCAAAAGAACAAUCUGUGCAUAAUAUUUAUUUAUAAGAUGAUCCUGAAUACCGUGACACAGAAUUUGGGUUUUUAAAUAGAAAGCAGUGUGUAUUGCAACUUGCAGUGCAGUGUUUCCAGUGGUAUUUCUCGGUAUUUCGUGAGCAAUUUGGGAUUAAGUAUGAGCCUUCUGUUGCCGUACGUUUGAUUAUGUAAAUACUUUGUAUUGACAGUUGUACUUGUUUCUGCUGACCUGAAGCCCUGUGAAAGAAAGUCUGACAUCUUGAAUCUAAUUGACGGUGCACAUUGGAUUUAUAUAUAAUAUACUUUUUGCCUUUCCUUCACUAUUGUGUGUUUGAAAUUACAGGAUUUUAGACAGUAGUCAUAGUUAAAAUUGUCACUAACAAGUAAAAGCAAUAAAA
Brienomyrus brachyistius is the source of this 5375-nucleotide messenger RNA. Its product is annotated as immunoglobulin superfamily DCC subclass member 3-like. The transcript is spliced from 14 exons. The record is from RefSeq and is a predicted model, not a curated record. Gene Ontology annotation, cellular component: plasma membrane; axon. NCBI's taxonomy places the organism in Eukaryota, Metazoa, Chordata, Actinopteri, Osteoglossiformes, Mormyridae. The coding region runs from base 307 to 2613 and encodes 768 amino acids. Gene Ontology annotation, molecular function: protein binding. Gene Ontology annotation, biological process: axon guidance; cell-cell adhesion.